Messenger RNA from Lutzomyia longipalpis, 811 nucleotides. It is a transcript of the gene Ssu72, whose product is annotated as RNA polymerase II subunit A C-terminal domain phosphatase SSU72. The transcript has 2 exons. Gene Ontology annotation, cellular component: mRNA cleavage and polyadenylation specificity factor complex; nucleus. The record is from RefSeq and is a predicted model, not a curated record. Bases 94 to 681 code for a protein of 195 amino acids. Lineage: Eukaryota; Metazoa; Arthropoda; Insecta; Diptera; Psychodidae. Gene Ontology annotation, biological process: termination of RNA polymerase II transcription. Gene Ontology annotation, molecular function: RNA polymerase II CTD heptapeptide repeat phosphatase activity.
UGGUGUUUUUUGCAGUGUUUUGCUGAAAAAUUUUCCGGCAUAAAAAAAUCAAAAUUUCCUGUUUUUCUUCUGAUUGGAAAAGUUUUUUUUAGCAUGGCCCAUGUUAGCAACCUGUCUAUUGCCGUAAUAUGCUCCUCCAACAUGAAUCGCUCAAUGGAAGCUCAUGGAUAUCUGGCGAAAAAGCAAUUCAAAGUGAGAUCCUUCGGGACAGGUGAUAAAGUUAAAUUACCCGGCACAGCAGCUGAUAAGCCAAAUGUUUAUGAUUUCGGUGUCCCGUAUGAUGAUAUCUACACUGAUCUAUGCAACAAGGAUAAGCAGUACUACACACAGAAUGGUCUCCUCCACAUGCUGGACCGAAAUAGAAGGAUAAAAACAGCCGCUGAGAAGUUCCAGCUUUGCAAUGAACACUUCGACAUAAUUGUUACAGCAGAGGAGCGAGUCUACGAUCAGGUUAUAGAAUUUAUGGAAUCCCGGAUGCCCAUCCACAACCAACCAGUACAUGUAAUAAACAUCGACAUUCAGGAUAAUCACGAAGAUGCCACCAUUGGGGCUUUCCUCAUUUGUGAUAUGGUCACGCAGAUGGCUCAAAGUGAGGACCUGGACAAUGAGGUGGAUGAGAUUCUUCAUGAUUUUGAAAUGAAGGUCGGCCGGCCCGUUUUGCAUUGCGUGUUGUUCUAUUGAAUGAUUUUGUCAAAAAUUUUAUAUAGCAGAUUACAUAAAUUUCAUUAUAGGAAACAACUAUUAAUUAAAUAAAAAAAAUCAUUAAUCAGGAAAUUAUAAUAAAUUAUUAAGAGAAAUUGUAAAAAAAAAU